Molecule: messenger RNA, 4872 nt
Organism: Trichoderma citrinoviride
Lineage: Eukaryota; Fungi; Ascomycota; Sordariomycetes; Hypocreales; Hypocreaceae
Product: glycoside hydrolase family 55 protein
Exons: 13
Coding region: 1-4872 (1623 amino acids)
Molecular function (GO): polygalacturonase activity
Source: RefSeq, a predicted model, not a curated record
AUGGUAGCCCUACAGCUUGUUGCGCUUCUGGCGCCGUUUUGUUUUUUCUUGCCUCAAGUCACAGAGGCUCAAUACUUGCAGGACUAUAUGCCUGAUACUACCAAUCCUGGCAACUACCUGUACACGUCUCUUCCACAGAUCGCGCCAUGGCGCGUUAUCAACAUCGAGCCUUACACCGUCUACCUGGUGUACAACUGCUACUACAUGAGAGAAAUCUGCAAGAAUGCCGAGAUCUUCAGCGGGUCCGCACGGGGGCGGGCUCUGCACCCCCAGAGCGGCCUCUCCAACGAUGUAUAUGGCUAUGAUCUAGACACGGGCGAGGCUGGCACAGGCCAACCAAAGUCUCAUCAAGAGAACCGUCGGUCUGCAUCUUGUCCGGAUAGCUGGAAAACCAGCCACCCCUGUCCAGAAGCGGACGGGAGCCAGAGGAAUCCCAUGCGACAUGAUGGCGAGUGGUUCACGACUGCACUCGAGCCGGGGACAACUGUCAAUAACCUACAGAACCUGCGUGUCAAUAACCAGGUUGUUAGAUACUCCAAUAUCCGGUACACGUGCGAUGAAUUUCCGCCAGCCACCUGGGUUGAAGGCGGUAACGGCUACGGUGCAGGUUCCCCUUCCAACACGCGGUGUGCCGCACUCGCCUGCUCAAACUUCAACGAGCCUGUUGUCAAGGCGGAACAGAAUUGGCAGGGGCUCUCUCACGGCGUGCUGCGCUUAGAGCUCCAAGCGGCAGCCCAGAACGAUGCUAGCUAUAGUCCGACCAGGUCGAUCAUCCUCUUCAGGUUCCGUGCCGAUAAUGAUGGCCCGGACGGCAUCGCUGCCCGUGUAUAUGUCAUGGAGGACAUUGGCAAUGCGGACCAGUUGGUGGCCGACCGGUACACGACCCAAGAAAAGCGCCAGAUUCGCGUGAAUUCUACCAUGACUGGUCCAGGCCUGACGGUGGAAGAGCUCAAGGCCCGCGUAAAGGCGGGUUUGGGCUACGAAACUUGGGUGCACGAGAACUUGACUAUCCCCGGCCUUCCCGGCAUGGAUCGACCAUACAAGUGGGAUGCGGAGGACAUGAUGGAACAGCAAGAGGCGGCGGCAAGAUCGCGUAUCAACGCGACGCUUCCCAGGAGCCUACCAGCCAACCUGAAGCCCGUGCCCCAGAGAAUCCCAUCCCACCGAGUCACGCCGCUGAUCAAGAGAGCCACGGCGGCAGAGCUGAAGUCUGCCCGCAGCAUCGUGGCCAAGGCCUUUAACGAGUCGCAGAAGCUCAAUAAGGCGCGCGUGGCGAGCCCGCUCCGCAACAAGUACACCUUGAGGCCCGGAACGAAGAUUGCUGGAGGCACGGCUCCGGGCGACAGCAGCAUCAAAUCUAUCAACAAGGAUGUCCCGCCGCUUCUGGUCAUUACCGAGGAAAUUGCCGCGGCGGCGGCCCUGGUGGCCGAAGCAGAGAUGAAGACCAAGUCACGGAAUGUCACGAGGCGCGCUGCUGCAGCCGGCUCGGGAACGUUUUGGAUGCAAGAUAUUGCCCGUAAAGGCACAGUGCCUUGGGGAGACGACCCAGACUAUGUCAUCUUCAGAAAUGUGCUCGACUAUGGAGCGGUGGGGGAUGGUGUCACGGACGAUACAAAGGCCAUCAACAAGGCGAUGGGGACGAACAGCACACGAUGUGGCAAGGGUUGCAACGGGUCAACCACCAAGAACGCCAUCGUGUACUUCCCACCAGGAACGUACCUGGUAUCCUCUACCAUCGCCAUGCCCUUUGGCACGCAGGUCAUUGGUGAUGCCAACAACCGACCGACUCUCGUAGCUGCUCCAAGCUUUGUUGGUCUGGGUGUACUGUCCACGGAUGAGUAUACCGGUACAGGAGGCACUGGAAUUGACGGCGGAGACCCUGAAUACUAUGUCAACACUGCCAACUUCUACCGUCAGAUCCGAAACAUCAUCGUAGACGUUCGACAAGUCACCGCCGGAGCCACCAUCACAUGCAUCCACUAUCAGGUCGCUCAAGCCACGAGCACCCAAAACGUCGAGCUGAUCGCUGAGGCUGGCACGGAGCAGAUUGGCAUGUUCGCCGAGAAUGGCAGUGGCGGAGGCAUCUCCGACAUCACGUUCACCGGCGGCGGCAUCGGCCUCAAGGGCGGCAGUCAGCAGUUCACGGCGCAGCGCCUCACCUUUAAUGGCUGCGAUAUUGGCGUCCAGGUCAUUUGGGACUGGGGCUGGGUCUGGAAGUCUAUUACGAUGAAAGGCGUGGGCACUGGGUUUCAGCUUGUUGGUGAUGGUGGCGUUGGGAAUAUUGGUUCCGUCUCCAUCUUGGACUCGUCCUUCUCAAGCGUCAGCAAAGCAAUCGUUGUCAACCCCAUCAAGUCGACUCCUGGAAGCGGCAGCACGGGAGUGUCUCUCGAGAACGUGGCCCUCUCAGGAGUUGGCGUGGCCGUCGCCGAUACCUCCGGCGCAACCCUCCUGGCUUCGUCGGGCCUUAUAGACCAGUGGGUGGUCGGACCGGUCUACGAAGGCGCGUCGACUGCUCGCUCCUUUUCCAACGGUGGCAAGAUUGGAGAGUACCGCAGGCAUUCAACUCUCUUGGAUAGUGAAGGCAACUACUUUGAGCGCGCAAGGCCUCAGUACGAAGACCAGGCUGUUUCGUCGUUUCUGCAUACCAAGGACCUCGGCUGUGCAGGCGACGGUUCCACUGACGACACGGCAGCUUUCCAGGCCGCCCUGUAUGCCAGCUUGGGCAAGAUUCUUUUUGUUGACGCCGGAACGUAUAUCCUCACCUCGACAAUUACCGUUCCUUCGGGUGCCAAGAUUGUGGGAGAGACUUGGUCGCAACUGGCUGCGGCGGGCUCGUAUUUCUCGGAUGCAAGCAAUCCCAAAGUCUUGAUCCAAGUAGGAACAGACGGGGAGAUUGGCAAUGUAGAAAUGCAAGAUCUUUUAUUCACGACCCGUGGCCCGACGGCCGGUGUCAUUCUUGUCGAAUGGAAUCUCCAGGCUGAGUCUCAAGGCUCCGCCGGGCUCUGGGAUUGCCACGCACGGGUGGGAGGUGCCACAGGAACGGAGUUGACGCCUGCUGAGUGUCCUCCCGCCACGAGUGGCAUCGACCCGGGAUGUUCUGCUGCCAGUCUGAUGAUGCACCUGACGAAGUCUGCGUCGGGCUACUUUGAGAACAUGUGGCUCUGGGGAGCUGACCAUAUGAUUGACGACCCUGAUCUGAAUGAUGCAAAUAAUACGAUGGUCCAAACCUCCAUCUACAUUGCUCGUGGCUUCUUGAUCGAGAGCACGAAUCCUACCUGGCUUUACGGCACUGCCUCGGAGCACUCUGUCUUUUAUCAGUACAACUUCCACUCGGCAUCAAACAUAUAUGCCGGCAUGCUGCAGACUGAAUCGCCCUACUACCAGCCAACGCCCCCGCCGCCAGCUCCGUUUGCCGACGUUGUUGGUAAAUUCCCCGGGGAUCCCGAUUAUACGUGUGCUGCAGGAGACGACUUCAGCGGCUGUGACGAAUCCUGGUCUACCAUUAUCACAGGCUCCAAGAACAUAUUCAUUGCGGCUGCAGGCAUUUACUCGUGGUUCUCGACCUAUUCCCAAAGCUGCAUCGAUACGCAGCAGUGUCAGAAAGCCAUCAUGCUUCUCAAAGACAACUUCGCCAACAUUCGCAUUACGAAUCUCGUGACAAUUGGCUCCAAGUACAUGGCUGUUAUGGACGGCAAAGGCAUCGCGGCUGCGGACAACCUCAACGUCGAUGUCCACCCUGACUGGUCUCAGAUCAGCCUUCUCGAUGUAGGGAGCAACGGUACUACUGACUUCGAAGAGUACAUCUGGAUCGACCCCGAGAUCUGGGAGAUGGAUCAGCCUCAGUUCACCUGCUCUCCCCCUUGCAAUGUCAAGAUACCGCCGUGGACCGGCGCAACAAGCACCGUUGAUUACCCUCUCAUCACCGUCAGCCAGGGAACUUGGACGAGCACAAUCACGCAGCCACCGCUGACCAUUACGGAGUGGGUGUUUGAGGUGGCAACGUUGACCCAGGACGCCGCCGCCAAGAACAAACGGGCUGCAGAAACUCUGUGGCCCGUCCCAGCAACGACACCGUUCUGGCCUGCUGUUGUCUACAACGGCGGCAUCGACGGGAAACAGACCACGACGUCCGCUACAGGGCCUUUCCCCAAGCCUCCCAAGUCCAUCGGUCCCGAUGCCCCUGCGCCGCCCUCCGGGAGCUGGCCCAAACGGGGCAUCGAGCCUAUCUUCGGCUUUCCUGAAGGUCCGCUGGGGCUGGAAUGCUCCUUUCUCAGCUUCGAGGACCCAAACUGCGUCACUCAGCCAUGGUUCUUUGGCAAUUUCAGCUCUCCCGGCGGCGACGGCGAUGACGUUGAGAAUAUCUGGGACGCGAAGACGAGAUGCCCUGCCACGACCAGCUCAAAGACUACGACCAGCUCCAAAGCAUCACCCACCCGCCCGGCGCCGUCGCAGUACGUCCAAGGCGACCCGCGGACCAACUCCGUCAAGUGCUACAACAGCGGCGAGACGACCGAGGACGUGCGGAUGCAGAACGCGGCCAAGAGCUUCUGCGGCGACAUCUCCAACGACAUCCUGGGUCCCGGCUACUUUGCGUCCAAGGACUUUCCGUUCCCGUACAACGGAGGCCUGGGCACGGUCGACAUUACGAUAUCGCUCCAGAUCAAGCCGCGGUGCAGCUUCGACAUCAUCAGCGCGCUGAGUCGGAGAGACCUCCAGGGGCGAGACAACCCCAACUUUGACAUGACCUUGUGUGAGAAGUAUCUGUCUGUGCCCGCGGACAGCUGUAACUGCGCUGGCGUCAACGGGAAGCAAGGAGGGAUCGUGGAGAAUAACUGCUAUAUAUGGAGGAUUGACCCCAAUCUUAGUCUAUAG